Molecule: messenger RNA, 1918 nt
Organism: Cheilinus undulatus (humphead wrasse)
Lineage: Eukaryota; Metazoa; Chordata; Actinopteri; Labriformes; Labridae
Gene: ntf3
Product: neurotrophin 3
Exons: 2
Coding region: 121-1002 (293 amino acids)
Biological process (GO): negative regulation of neuron apoptotic process; regulation of neuron differentiation; cell surface receptor protein tyrosine kinase signaling pathway
Molecular function (GO): growth factor activity; nerve growth factor receptor binding
Source: RefSeq, a predicted model, not a curated record
ACCAGUGUGGCGCACAGACCAGCGGCAGCCCUCAGAAAGUGGGAAGUUUUCGCCAAAGGAUUCUGUCUAAAACUUAAUCACCUUCAUGUCGACUCUGUUGGAUACUAACCCGCCGAUGCUAUGGUUACCUUUAUUACGAUCUUACAGGUGAAUCUAGUGAUGUCCAUCCUGCUGUAUGUGAUGGUCCUCGUGUACCUCUAUGGUAUUCAGGCAACCACCAUGGACAGCAGUAGCCAGGGACAACAGCAGUCCAGUCCCGACCCCUUAAACUCCCUGAUCAUCCAGCUGCUUCAGGCCGACCUUACGAAGGGGAGGGCCCGCGGGAACCAGAGCCAACAAGGGAAGAGUCGCAGCACAGAGCCCCAGAACACGCUGCCUCCUCUCCUCAGUGAAAACUUUCCCUUAGAGGAGCAGGGUGAUACGGAUCAGUGGGGGACGGGGGGACGCAGUGUGGGGAGCAGCGAAGGCUUCGUGGACCAGGAGGUGAUGCUGUUACACUCGGAUCUUCUCAGGCAGCAAAGGCGGUUCAACUCACCCCGUGUGCUGCUAAGCGACCGGCCGCCACUGCAGCCGCCACCGCUGUACCUCGUGGAUGAUUUCAUGGAAAGUGGGGGGACGGGCAACAAGACGCGAAAGAAGAGAUACGCCGGGCACAGGAGCUACCGUGGGGAAUAUUCUGUGUGCGACAGUGAGAGCCAGUGGGUGACGGAUAGGACCCAAGCAGUGGACACAGGAGGGGUACUGGUCAAUGUUCUGGGUACAAUUAAAACCAGCGCUACUCAGGACAUCAAACAGUACUUUUACGAGACGCGCUGUCGGACCCCCAGGCCCUUCAAAGGCGGCUGCAGGGGCAUCGACGACAAGAACUGGAACUCGCAGUGCAAGACGACACAAACAUACGUACGAGCGCUGACGCAAAUUCAAAACAAAGUGGGCUGGAGGUGGAUACGCAUCGACACUUCCUGUGUCUGUGCACUGUCAAGGAAACGUCAUAGGACGUAAACAUAACCCACGCUCCCUGCUGAGGACUACAUGUUUGGAUUAUACUCCCUGAUUAGGAAUUAUUUCCUCUUCACUGAGCUCCCACCACGGAUUAUGUGUCACGGUGGCUAAGAGCAACUAAAGAUGAGACUUCUCCUGAAGAAACCAUGGGUCCAUUUAAUGAUAUUUCACAUUCAUGUGCUGCAAAUCAACAGAACAGUGCAGCACCGCUUUCAACAGGACCUGUCUAAGAGGGGUCAGGGGGGAGGGACUGAGUGUGUCGGGGGGGAAUGUACAUAUAAAUUAUUUAAAUUAUAUGAAAUGCAUGUAGUUUAUACAUGUUUAUCUAUCUAUACAUGAUGUAUGAAUAUAUUUGUGUUAUUUAUUGAAAGAAGUCUUCUUCUAAAGGAAAAAAAUGUCUAUAAAAAGGAAUGAAACAAGCUAUGGACUCGUUUUGACACUAAAACACAGAGCUGGGCUGCAAAGGUGCUUCACAGUAAGAUGCUACAUGUGCCUUGACCAGAGCAGAGACAUAGGACUUGGUAACUCACAGCAGCUGCUGCAAAUGUUUCCAGGGGUGAUUCUUCUAAAUCUAGAAAGUUGAGGUGACCUGUCCCCUCCUAUGGCCUAGAAUAAAGGCCCGCUUAUUAGCAUUAGCCCUCAGUGAGACAAAAGAUAAGGCAUUCUCUGACCAAAACACACAUUUGUGAUUAUUGACCAUGAAACAUGCAUUCACUGAACUUCAGUACUGUUUUGUUUUAACACAACAAAAGUCACAUUUUAUUCUUCUGGGAAACACUUUUUACAAAAUAAAAAAAUGCAAGUAAUUCUUGUGGAAUUGCUCACAUCGACUGAAAGAGACUCAAGAAAAUCAAACUGUUUGGUUUCCUCUGAAAAAGUUUUACUCUCAACUGUUAUCAUGAGCUGUUAUCGUUUC